Molecule: messenger RNA, 10110 nt
Organism: Nycticebus coucang (slow loris)
Lineage: Eukaryota; Metazoa; Chordata; Mammalia; Primates; Lorisidae
Gene: CLCN5
Product: chloride voltage-gated channel 5
Exons: 14
Coding region: 280-2730 (816 amino acids)
Biological process (GO): transmembrane transport; chloride transport
Cellular component (GO): membrane; early endosome; Golgi apparatus
Molecular function (GO): voltage-gated chloride channel activity
Source: RefSeq, a predicted model, not a curated record
UCCCCCUCCUACCCGGUUGGGCUGUGUGAAUGAAGCUCUGCCGGCUACGUGGGGCGCUAGCUCAACUUAGUGUCCUGGACGCCAGAGCAGACCCAGCGUGCUGCCCACCGGUAUUGGACACCGGCAUCGCGGCUCCUGACUUUAGUGACAGAUUUGGAGCUUUUAGCACCUUGUAGAAAGGACCACACAGUUGCCAUUCGAGCUACUCUUCCUGCAAAACUGAGGGGCUCUGGGAAACUCUGGGCCUGUGACCCCAGCGUGGAAGAGGAUAAGAUCAAGAUGGCCAUGUGGCAGGGAACCAUGGAUAACAGAGGCUUUCCGCAGGGGAGUUUUAGUAGCUUCCGGAGUAGCUCCAGUGAUGAGGACUUGAUGGACAUUCCAGGGACAGCUAUGGAUUUCUCCAUGAGAGAUGAUGUUCCUCCAUUAGACCGAGAAGUAGAAGAGGACAAGUCAUACAAUGGUGGAGGAAUAGGUUCUUCAAAUAGGAUCAUGGACUUCUUGGAGGAGCCAAUUCCUGGUGUAGGGACCUAUGAUGAUUUUAAUACAAUUGAUUGGGUGAGAGAGAAGUCUCGAGACCGGGAUAGGCACCGAGAGAUUACCAAUAAAAGCAAAGAGUCAACAUGGGCCUUAAUUCACAGUGUGAGUGAUGCUUUUUCUGGCUGGCUGUUGAUGCUCCUUAUUGGGCUUUUAUCAGGUUCUUUAGCUGGUUUGAUAGACAUCUCUGCUCAUUGGAUGACAGACUUAAAAGAAGGUAUAUGCACAGGGGGAUUCUGGUUUAACCACGAACAUUGUUGCUGGAACUCUGAACAUGUCACCUUUGAAGACAGAGACAAAUGUCCGGAGUGGAAUAGCUGGUCCCAGCUUAUCAUCAGCACGGAUGAGGGAGCCUUUGCCUACAUAGUCAAUUAUUUCAUGUACGUCCUCUGGGCUCUUCUAUUUGCCUUCCUUGCCGUAUCUCUUGUCAAGGUGUUUGCUCCUUAUGCCUGUGGCUCCGGAAUCCCUGAGAUAAAAACUAUCUUGAGUGGUUUCAUUAUUAGGGGCUAUUUGGGUAAGUGGACCCUGGUUAUCAAAACCAUCACCUUGGUGCUGGCAGUGUCAUCUGGCUUGAGCCUGGGCAAAGAGGGCCCCCUAGUGCACGUGGCUUGCUGCUGUGGGAACAUCCUAUGCCACUGUUUCAACAAAUACAGGAAGAAUGAAGCCAAGCGCAGAGAGGUCUUGUCAGCUGCAGCAGCGGCUGGUGUAUCAGUAGCCUUUGGGGCACCUAUUGGCGGAGUGUUAUUUAGCCUUGAAGAGGUCAGCUAUUAUUUUCCCCUCAAAACCUUAUGGCGUUCAUUCUUUGCUGCCUUGGUGGCAGCAUUUACUCUACGUUCCAUCAAUCCUUUUGGAAACAGUCGCCUGGUUCUGUUUUAUGUGGAGUUUCACACCCCAUGGCAUCUCUUUGAGCUUGUGCCGUUCAUCCUACUAGGCAUAUUUGGUGGUUUGUGGGGAGCUCUGUUCAUCCGCACAAACAUUGCCUGGUGUCAGAAGCGAAAGACCACCCAGUUGGGCAAGUAUCCUGUCAUAGAGGUACUUGUCGUGACAGCCAUCACUGCCAUCCUGGCUUUUCCCAAUGAAUACACCCGUAUGAGCACAAGUGAGCUCAUUUCUGAACUGUUUAAUGACUGUGGCCUUCUGGAUUCCUCCAAGCUCUGUGAUUAUGAGAACCACUUCAACACAAGUAAGGGGGGUGAACUGCCUGACAGACCUGCUGGCAGGGGAGUCUACAGUGCAAUGUGGCAGCUGGCUUUGACACUCAUACUGAAAAUUGUCAUUACUAUAUUCACCUUUGGCAUGAAGAUCCCCUCUGGCCUCUUUAUCCCUAGCAUGGCUGUUGGUGCUAUAGCAGGUCGACUUCUAGGAGUAGGAAUGGAACAACUAGCUUAUUACCACCAUGACUGGGCCAUCUUCAAUAGCUGGUGUAGUCAGGGAGCUGACUGUAUCACCCCUGGCCUUUAUGCAAUGGUUGGGGCUGCAGCCUGCUUAGGUGGGGUGACUCGGAUGACUGUUUCUCUUGUUGUCAUAAUGUUUGAACUGACUGGUGGCUUGGAAUACAUAGUGCCUCUGAUGGCUGCAGCCAUGACAAGCAAGUGGGUAGCAGAUGCUCUUGGGCGGGAGGGCAUCUAUGAUGCCCACAUUCGUCUCAAUGGAUACCCCUUUCUUGAAGCCAAAGAAGAGUUUGCUCAUAAGACCCUGGCAAUGGAUGUAAUGAAACCCCGGAGAAAUGAUCCUUUGUUGACUGUUCUUACUCAGGACAGUAUGACUGUGGAAGAUGUAGAGACCAUAAUUAGCGAAACCACAUAUAGUGGCUUUCCAGUGGUGGUGUCCCGGGAGUCCCAAAGACUUGUAGGCUUUGUCCUCCGAAGAGAUCUCAUUAUUUCAAUUGAAAACGCUCGAAAGAAACAGGAUGGGGUCGUGAGUACUUCCAUCAUUUAUUUCACUGAACAUUCUCCUCCAAUGCCACCAUAUACUCCACCCACCCUGAAGCUUCGGAAUAUCCUCGAUCUUAGCCCCUUUACUGUGACUGACCUUACACCCAUGGAGAUUGUAGUGGAUAUCUUCCGCAAGCUGGGACUACGGCAGUGCUUGGUUACACACAAUGGGAGAUUGCUUGGAAUCAUUACCAAAAAGGAUGUGUUAAAGCAUAUAGCACAGAUGGCGAACCAAGAUCCUGAUUCCAUUCUCUUCAACUAGAAUCAUAGGAUUGUUCUGGAUAUAAAACAGAAAGGACAUUGCAGACCAUGGAUAUAUUUUGUUAACUGGGUACCCAAAACACAUUUGCCAUAUUUGGAUGGUGAAGUCAUAUUAAUGUGUUGUCUCUUUCCUACAAGUUAACCAGUUGCACUACAUAAUCUCUGGAAAUUAAUCUUCUCCUUAGGAGAAAAUACAGUUAGCCUUCUGUGAUAUUGCAUUAGGAAGAUUUCAUGACAGAGUACAAGAUUGCUAUAGUUUAAUUCUAUUUGUUUUCUUAAAGAUUGUUUUUAAUUUAAAAUUAAUUGUUAGCCAAUAUGCAAUCACUGAAAACUAUGCAAGAAAAUUCCAACCGUCCUGACUAUAGCCUCCAGGAAACUGAUGAAAAAGUCACUUUUUGGGGAUCUGUUAUUGAUGGAAGAUGAAGUUUGUAAAUUAAGGGGCUUUGCUUUUCAAACUACAGAAAGGAAAGCCAGAAGGAAAAUAGUAAUGGUGUUUCUAGACUGUGAAGAUUCAGUUCAAAUGUUAUUCUUGUUCCUGUUACAGUAUUUAGCAUUAUUAGUUUGUUAUUUUUGUAUGUAUAUGUUAAUUUUAAUUCCUGAUUAUAAGACAAUGCUGCUUUGGUUAAUCUCUCCUAAAAGACUUUAGAGAGGUUGACUUUUAUAGCUUGUUUGUUUCUGGUACUCUUUUGAAAUGCACAAAGACAAGUUAUAGAGCUUUCUCCUUGUCUGCAAGAAGGGUAAUUUUUCAGAUGGUAUUUGCUAGCUAGUAGACAAGGACUUUGCCAUGAAUUUGUUCAUAGCAAAGAAUGAUUUCUUCCAGCUUCCUUGAAGUGAAUGAUCAGUAAAGUUCUAAGCAGUCAAUGACUAGGAAUUUCACAUUUUUGUGAGAUCCUAACUAACCCUCUUACCCAGAUGCCACCUCCAUGAAUGAUGGUGCUUUGGGCUUCUGGAAUAUGUAAGAACAGUAAAGGGAACCAAGUCUAGACUGCAUACUGGUAAACCAGGGAAGAUUCAGAGCUGCAUCUGCAUUCUCAUGCAUUCCUAUGUAAAGACCACCAGUACUGAAAUAACUGGAUACUCAUUGCACCUCUCAGCUUUAAGUAUAUAUAACAGGCCAGUGUUGUCCCUGUGAACAUGAAUUAAGCUUGGGAUACUUUCAAAUAUAUUCAAAGUGUUGGAACAGGAUAAGCAGCUGUGACGCCCUUCAGAGUCCUUAGAAUUCUAAAUAAAAUGCAGAGCUAUCAUAAGACCCAGGGGUAUGGACAAGGCCUGGUGAUAUCAAAGGUGCUUGUAUCUCAAUUUCCUACCACCUUUAUUGCAAUUUUUAAAAAAAUAAUACUCUAGGGCAGUGGUUCUCAACCUUCCUAAUGCCUCCUAAUGCUGCGACCUGUUAAUAUAGUUCCUUAUGUUGUGGUGACCCCCAACCAUAAAAUUAUUUUCGUUGCUACUUCAUAACUGUAAUUUUGCUGUUAUGAAUCGUAAUGUAAAUAUCUGACAUGCAGGAUGUAUUUUCAUUAUUACAAAGGGGUCGCAACUCACAGGUUGAGAAACCACUGCUCUAGGGACACCUGGUGGAAUUAAAGAGCCCCCACCAUCAUUCCAACCACUAUUACCACUAUUUCAUUUUCUGUAGUUUGACCCAUGUGCAACCUCCAUUCUGUUCCCUUUCCUAUUCCUUAGUACUGAAUCCUCUCUUUGGGAUUGAGCACUAUGCCUGGUCAAUCAUUCCUAUUACAAAAAAGUAACUCCUAGGGCUAGUUAAAUUAUAAGCCAAGACUUGGCAGUCUUACUACACAUGGACCAGAGGUGAUACCCAGCCCUUUGCCAUGUGGCCCAGUUGUUGCUGCCAUGCCUCUAUUUUUGCCCUGGAUGCCCACGGCAGUGAGACUUCACUGCCAGAAGUGAGAGUUCAUCCUGGCUAAUUUUACAAAUCCAUUCCCAGCUCUUUCCACCAUCCUUCUAGCCCAGAAACAGCAGUUACUUGGUAUAUUACCCCUGGCUUUGCACACCAACCCUCCACCCAACCAAACAGCUUAAUGUACCUCGUUUAAAAGUUGCUGAUACCUGAUUCUAGGACUUUUUACCCCUAGUUCUUAUCCUUCCAAAAUCUAGAAUUCUUUUAUUGCUCAGAACUGGUUAGCUAAGGCUUAUUUUCUUUUUAUCUUCAAAAUAUUAAGGCAGUCACCAGAGUUUCUCCUUAUGAGUGUAUCACUCUAGCAUUUUAAUGAAAGGAAAAAUAGCUCUCUAGGGUACAUUAUAUUACAGUUGUGGCUCAGCAACUUUACAUCUUUUGUCCUUUCCAUGUCACUGAUUCUAAUAUGAGAUGAGAUUAUUUGCUUGAACACCCCGUAUAUUGUGUAGAAAUCAAAGUUCUUAUUGUGUAUUUCUGGUUCAAUACCCGUCCUAUUAGUUGCCCUUCCCUACUAAACUUUGCAAAAUGGGAAAGGUUACUAUUUCUGUAUUUGAUGGCAAUGAAAAGUUUGGUCAUAUUUCAUAGAGCAGCAGCAAUAUGGAGGGUGUCUUAAGUUUGCCUUUUUGUUUCUUUUAAGCUCUGUUCUUGAUUAUAGACAGAUGAUCCAGUGUUAAGGUGCUACUUCAGAAAAUAAAUUCAAGAAAUCAGAUAACACUGUGCCAAGGUAUACUUUUUAGAUGCUAAGUACUGAUUGGCCCACCAGAGAAUGAUAAUAUCCCCUUGAUACCUCACUCCUGAUAAAUAUCAUUCAUUAACCUCCCGCUUCUCAGGAAUCCUUGUAGUGCAUACGCUAGAAGUAGCUAUAGUGUAUGGUAUCCAUUAUAUGUUCAGUCAUGUGGUUUGCCUCAAAGGUUGGCUAAUUGUGGCUAGAGUUCUCUACUUGACUCCCAGCUCAGCAGCUAGACAUUCAGGAUUCCUUGUCUUGAGAUAAAAGAAAAUGUUCUUUCUGUCAUUGCCAGUUUAGUAGUUGGACAUACUUUAGCAACAAACACAACCAGUGUAGAAAGGUCUGUCAGUAGACUCAAAUGGCCACAUACCUCAAUAGCAAAAGACUGGAUAUUAAUAGUCUGUGAUUUUAAAAUUAAUGAGUUGAGGCUAGACUAUUUGGGUAUUAAAAAUGAAGAUUGUCUGAUACAAGGAAAGUAUUUAUAAGUGCUUCAACAGAAUUGGAAUUUUCUAAGGAAAUAUAUCUGGUAGAUAUCUAGCCAUGAAAGGUGUGAGAGUCUAUAGAUUUGUAAAAGUCUCACUGCUAUAUUUUGCAUCUUUAAAUCUUCAAUUUAAAGAAUUUAAAGAAGCUGAAACAGUUAAUGUAUGAUUAGUUACGUUGGAGAGAAAAAGCAGGGAACUGAUAAUGCAAAAUAACAGCAACUUAAAAGAUCAUUUCUAAUUAGAUGUUUGGUUAGAAAUAUAUUCCAAUGCUCUCCUCUUUCUCUGGCCCCAGCAUUCUGGCUCAGCCCUGCUGUGGAGUAGACGUGGUAUGAUCCUCAAAACAGAUAUCCUCUUGUGGAUAAUCUUACAUUGAUGAUACUUUAAAUUUUCCAGCUGGCGGAGCAAACAAUUAAUUUUCUGAUUGAACUACAAAGCAAUUUAAUUGUUUUGGCACCAAAGGCUGAAUCUAAACCCUUUAUAGGAAGAUCAGAGCAUAGUAGAUGUUCAUUGUUCUACCAGGUCAAUUCUAUUUGAAUAUCAGAAUGAUAAAGUAAUGGGGACUUAAUGUGGUCUAAGGCUAUGAGGUAAUCUAUAACUAAGACCUUAUGAACUUUUUCAGGUAUGAGGGAAGCUAAUAUAUUUUCAAAAAUUUAGCAUGCAAUUGGCUUGGCCCCUGUAGCUCAGAGGCUAGAGUGCCAGCCACAUACACCUGGGCUGGCGGGUUCGAACCCGGCCCAGGCCUGCCAAACAAUAACGACAACUACAACCAAAAAAUAGUCAGGCCUUGUGGUGGGUGCUUGUAGUUCCAGCUACUUUGGAGAUUGAGGCAAGAGAAUCUCUUAAACCUAAGAGUUUGAGGUUGCUGUGAGCUGUGAUGCCACGGUACUGUACUGAGGGUGACAUACUGAAACUCUGUCUCAAAAACACAAAAAAGGUGGCUCAGUGGGUGGGGCACCAGCCACAUGCACCGAGACUUGCGGUUCAAGCCUAUCCUGGGACAGCUGAACAGCAGUGACAACUGCAACAAAAAUUAGCUGGGCAUUGUGGAGGGCACCUGUAGUCCCUGCUGCUGGGGAAGCUGAGGUAAGGGAAUUGCUUGGGCCCAGGAGUUUGAGGUUGCUGUGAGCUGUGAUGUCACAGCACUCUACUGAGGGCAACAUAGUGAGACUGUGUCUCAAAAAAGAAAAAUUAGCAUGCAAUAAAGUUAAUUAUGGAAAUUAACUAUUGCUAUAUGUUUUAAGUAGUUCAAUUACUUGUUGAGGUUGGGUCUUGAUUUUGAUUUCUUAGAUGAUGAGUAGGAAGAUAUACUUGUUACUCCAUACUAUCUUUUAUUUUUGUUUUCUGAAAAGUCAUGAACAGUGCAGUUUUUGAAGUUGAGUUUUUAAUAAUGCUGUCAAAGACAAUGUUGAGAAUUUGAAAUGGCCAGUAAGUUUUAUAUUUCCAAAGUACUUACUGAUAACACAUCACUUUGUAUUGUAAGGAACUUGUUUCCUUACACUGGAUCAGAGCCAAAUGUAGGUUUUUGUGGUGGUAUGCAGGUAUCAAGCUCUUAAAAUCCCUGAGAAAAAAGUAGGAAUGUGGAAGGUAAAUGGGAGGUAGAAUAUUGAGUCCUUUAAAAAAAAAAUAGAUACCUGAAGUUAAGUGUUCUAAAACUUUGUUUUUUUUUUUUUUUUUUUAAACCACCUCUGGGAUUGCUUGGGUUCCCUUUGGGAAAGAAAUUGAAAAUUAUGGCUGUGGAAGAGCCCUGGUAAGAAAAUAUGUGAAUGGUUUAAGAUGAUGGAAGGAAAGUCAUCCCAUUCCCCCAUGCCACACAUUUUGGCAUUUAUAAACUGCUUGCUUAUGUGCCUCGGGGGAGAAAAAGUCAAGUAAUCCUCCAAAGGCCAGGCUUUCUAAGAAAACUAGGGGUUCAAAGCAAUGUUCAGCCCAAGGGAAGCCUAGUUUUAUGGAAGGGGCUGACCCAAGAUAUCUGCUCAGGAAGGAAUGUAGCAACUGUUGCCAUUUCCUAAAUGAAAAGCUUUAAGAAGAUUGUCCUGAAUUUUGAUAGCAAAUUAAAAAAAAUCUGUAUGUUUAGCCAUCUAGCAUGUUUUUAUUAUAUAUUGAAAAGAAAAAGGUGAGAUUUCCUAAGAUCACAACUCAGGAGCUGUGUAAAGUUCAAUCAGUGUAGUGGACAUGGGACAAUCACUGAACUCCGUUCUACUUCAGUUUCAGGUGUUUGCUCCAAAGACAGAAAUUCCGAGAAUGCUAAAGGUGCUAGCAACUUUAAGUUACUCCCCCAAAGUUUGCUGGCUACAUUCUCAUCUCUAAACAUAGGUAUCUGGGUAAAGUUUUGAACAGUGGUAGGGAACAAAAUUGUUUUUUUCCAUGGUAUAGUCCUAUUUUGCCAAAUCACCCAAAAAAGAAAGUAUAUGAUGUGUGGAGUUAGUGUUUCUUAGAUGGAACCUAUCAGGUCACCCAGCCCAAUCUUGCAGUCAUAAAUUCCUACCUCUAAGUUCCUGCCAAAGGGUCUUCAGCCUCUGUGUGCACACUUAUUGAGUGAAUGUCUUGCCUAAAGUUUGGCCUUUUGAGGAGAAACAGCAUGUUAUGGCAUAAAAAUAUGAGAGUUUAACAAAAUCACUCCCUCUCUUCCUAUCUCCUUCUCCUCCCUCCCACCUCACUCUCUGUCUCUUUCUCUUUCUCUUCCACCAUGUCCUGGAUUCAGAUUUCUCUUGGUUUUUACAGGCAUAUUAUUUUGAAUGUGGAUUUUAAGAGAGGGAGGGGAUCAUCCUGAGAACAGAGAUUGAAAGAUCCUUCUGAGCUGAUGGUGCCAAUAGGGCUUUUUUCCUCUAUAAGUGCUAAAGCCAGUGUACUUGUCAGGAAUGCCAAGGACUUUAGCAUCUCAAGGCAGAUAAAUGAAGUAUUUCUUGCUAAACCUUAUUAUCUACUAGUCCAGAUCUUUUGGUUCAGGGGCAGUCUAGCGUUUAGGGAGUGAAAUGACAUCUGGGAAGAUAGGGAAGAGGGUGUGGCUUGAGAUGGGAAAGUUCUGCCUCACUAUCCUACUGGGGGUACCUCAAAAAUUCACCACCCUUCAAGAGCUCUCCCUUUCCUUCUUCCACUUCACUUUGUCCUACCUUCUCCCUCUUCCUUUCCCAUUAUGCUGCCUUGUUAGUACUCAGCUUUUUAUAUAAGUAUGUAUUUACUUUUUUAUUAUGUAUUUGGUCCUUUGGAACUGUAUAAUGAUUAAGAAUUUAGUUCAUUCAAGAAAAAAUGAUGUUUAAUAUUUUGUUCUCUUAAAUUGUCUUUUGAAGCUAUGCUGCUAACCAGGUACAGGCCAGAAAGGAGGUGGGCCUGACAGCACCUUGGUCAUGUACGUUAAGGGGGACAGUGAUGUCAUGUUGGUGACUCUUCUUCAUUUGACCAAGACCAGCCUCCUGUUCUUACCUCUGCCCAUUCACUUCUGCCUGUGAGAAAACUACCACCUGCUGGGUGAGCCAGUAAGGCCAGGAGAUCAGAGGGGCCAGUUCUAGCCUAUGGGCCACUAUUUGAAUAUUUCCGUAAUAAGCUUGUUUGCAGGGCUAGCUCCAAUUGCAGUAGCCAAAGAAAACCUGUUUGACUCAACAUUUUAAUUCCUGAGAGUUGGUGAAAGUUUAACCGAAGCUAAUGUCUAGAUAUCCAGUAGCUAGGCAUCCGAAACUAGCUUUAACCAAAGCUGAUAGAGCUUGAGUUUCCACAGAAAGCAUGGUGUUGAGCUGUCGGAGCACAUCUGAAUGUUGCCAGCCCUUAGCCGUGCUUUCUUAGCUUUAUUCUUGUCUCUUCCUAGGCACAGCCUGAACCAGACCUGUGGCUCGCUGCUGACCUAGUUCUGCUCCCUGGUCAAGUGGAGCAAUGUAGUCUAAAAGAGGAGAAUGUGGACUGGGGAGUUAGGAGACAUGGUUUCUGUUCCCUAUGCUUCUACUAACUAGCCUUGAGAUCUUAACCGCUCUGUGCCUCAGCGUUCCCAUCUUCAAAUGGGGAUAGUGUCAAUUGCCCUACCUACCUCACAGGGUUGUUGUGAGGAUAAACUGAGACAGUGAAUGAAAAGUACUUUGACAAGUAAGUGCUAUGCAAAUUGUAAGAAAUGGAAACAAUCAUAUUAAAGGCAAUGAAAUGGACAAUGGCAGAAGGGUUAAUGGGAUCAUCUAGCCCUUUCUUUGUGUGGCUUGAACCCAGGUCGCCAUUGCUUUAUACAUUUUCACUUAGCACAGAUUUGUAAUUAUGCAUGUAAUAAAGCACAGCUUUAUCCAA